GUGAAGUGAGCCAGACGUGGUGUAGAGCUGCUGCUCUUGCUGUGCUGCCUGUGAAAUACCUAAGUCUGCGUGGUGCUGAGGGGGUCUGGAGCAGGGGUCACCGCUAAUCACAGAGCAGAGCAGAACAGAGAGAGAGAGAGAGCGCACAGUUAGAAGCAGGUGAGAGAGAGAGCAGAUAGAAGCAGGGAAGAGCGAGAGAGAGAGAGCAGAUAGAAGCAGGGAAAAGAGUGGAGCAUGAGAGCUGAUCUGUGAACAUACUGGAGAACAUACAUCUUAAGUUUUUAGUUGGUAGUUGGAGCAUCAAGACAGGAUGGCUGUCCUGCGUCUGUGCAGUCUGCUGCUGCUGCUCAUGGCUCCUGUUCAUGGCCAAUGGUGGAGUGUGCUCUGGGGGAAUGCACAGGAGAUGACCACACAGCCCCCCACCACCGAGGUCCUCACCACCACCAAGGUAUUUUGGACAAUGGAAAGGACAGAGGUGGGCCAGGUGGGGACCCAGACAGAGGUGUACACUACUGCACCUGUUCAGAGUACACCUCUACAGAGCACACAUGAGCCCGCAGGUGCUGGAACAACAGAGAUCAAGCCCAAGGCUAAGAAAAUACCUCUGAAAAUGUGGAAGAGUCGUGAGCUUGGCUCUACAGGCCACCUAGACCUGACUGAGUUGAUCGGAGUGCCGCUCCCUCCCUCUGUCUCGUAUAUCACCGGCUAUGAGGGCUUCCAGCCGGCCUACAACUUCGGUCCCGGCGCCAACAUCGGACGCCUCACCAAGACCUUCAUGCCCGACCCUUUCUUCAGGGACUUUGCCAUCAUCGUCACCAUCAGGCCCAGCAGCAACCAGGGAGGGGUGCUGUUCGCCAUCACUGAUGCCCAGCAGAGGGUGGUGCAGCUGGGGCUGGCGCUGACAGCCGUGGAGGAUCAGACUCAGAGGAUUCAGCUGUACUACACCGAGGGGGGCCAGGAGUCCUCACACAGCCAGCAGGUGGUGUCUUUCAAGGUGCCUGAUAUGACCAAAAAGUGGACAAUAUUCACUCUGUCAGUGCAGGACCAGGAAGUGUGCCUCUAUAUGAACUGUGAUGACUUCCAAGCAGAGACCUUCCACAGGAGCAGCCGCCAGCUCAGCUUUGAGCCCAGCUCAGGCAUCUUUGUGGGCAACGCUGGAGGGACUGGCCUGGAGAGGUUUGUGGGCUCUAUCCAGCAGCUGGUGAUCAAAUCAGACCCCAGGGCUGCAGAGGAGCAGUGUGAGGAAGAUGAUCCCUACGCUUCUGGGGAUGGGAGUGGGGCCGAAACGAUGAAUGACAUGAAACGAAGAAAGGAAACAACAAGGCCAGAGGACAUGCUGAGCGGGCCUGUGCGAGCCCCGCCCACAGAGUCUCCGGAGGUGGAGCUAGAUGAGUACUCAGGACACCUGACCCCCACAGAGGAGGCCCAUCAGGAGAUGCAUCUCAGAGGUGCGGAAGGACCCCACCAGACAGAGGAACCAGAGAUGUCAGGGGAUGGUGGACCUCUUAGCCACAGACUGAAAGGAGAGCGAGGAGAGCCUGGGCCUAUAGGUCCUGCUGGUCCCCGUGGCCCCCCUGGCCCCCCUGGCCCCCCCACUCUCUCUGAGGGUAGAAGGUCUGGGCACCGCCAGCCAGGACCCAGGGGCCCUCUGGGGCCUUCAGGGCCAACAGGGGCCCCUGGGGUGCCAGGGAAGGACGGACAGCAGGGAAUCAAGGGUGAAGAUGGAGAUCCAGGACAGAGAGGACCUCAAGGUUUCCCAGGUUUGGCAGGGGAGGUUGGAGUCAAAGGAGACAAGGGGGACCCAGGAGCAGGACUACCAGGGCCUCCAGGCCCCCCUGGACCUCCCGGACCCCUCAGAUCACACAGUGUGCCAUAUGGAGAGGAUGCACUCGGCUCUGGUUUUGGAGACCUUGACAAUACAGAAUUGAUCAGAGGUCCUCCUGGCCCUCCAGGUCAACCUGGCCCCCCAGGACCCACCAGCCCCUUCAACGCCUCGGAAGGCCUGUUCACUGGACAACCAGGUCCUCCUGGCAGAUAUGGCCUUGUUGGGAAACCUGGACCUCCGGUGAAUGAGGAUUGGUUUAGUGGUUCUGGCUUGGGCUCUGGGUUUGGCUCUGAGUUUGGCUCAGGGUUGUUCGGCUCUGGGCUUGGUUCUGGCGAGGGUCAACCUGGUCUGGAUGGGGAUGUUGGGCCGACGGGGCCUAAAGGUCUGAAGGGUGAACAAGGACGAGUUGGACCGAAGGGUGAUCCAGGUGACCAAGGGUUGGCAGGAGCUACAGGGCUGAGGGGACCAGAGGGGAAGAGGGGUGACACUGGCCCUCGGGGGCUGCCUGGCCCCCCCGGACCCCCAGGAGCAGGAUUGUUUGUCGAGGAUAUGGAGGGGUCUGGGAAGAAUGACAUGCUCCUUGGCGUAGGACUCAAAGGCCCUCAGGGACCUCCUGGUCUUCCUGGCUCUGCAGGACCAAAGGGUGAAGAUGGGAAGGAUGGGGCUCCUGGGUUGUCAGUGAAGGGUGAGCCUGGUGCUCCUGGCCCUGAGGGACUCCAAGGGCUAGCUGGACUUCCUGGCGCCAGGGGAUUGAAAGGAGACAAAGGCGAUCCAGGACCAAAGGGAGAGUGUGGUCCUGAUGGACACAGUGUACCUGGUUCUCCUGGUCCUCCCGGCUCUCCAGGUCCCAUCAUCAAUCUGCAGGAUCUCCUCCUGAACGACACAGAGGGCAUGUUUAAUCAGAUCCGUGGGCCCCCUGGCCCGAUGGGCCCCGAAGGAGAGCCUGGCAGAGCAGGAUUCCCUGGCCCAAGAGGACCAAAGGGUGACAUUGGGCUUCCUGGUCUUCACGGUCCACCAGGAAUGAAGGGUGCGAAGGGGGAUUCUGGUGUCACGAUCGCUGCCGACGGCACUGUGUUGACAGGUGUCAGGGGCCCUCAGGGACCAAAAGGAAUAAAGGGUGAGCGUGGGUUCCCUGGAGUUGCUGGUAUCAUGGGACCAAUCGGACCAACCGGACAAAAAGGAGAAUACGGGUUCCCUGGUCGACCGGGACGACUUGGAAUGGCAGGGAAGAAGGGAGACAAGGGUGAUGCCAUUGGUCAACCAGGACUUCCUGGUCCUCCUGGCCCUCCCGGUCCCCCAGGACCAGUAAUAGGACUCAAUGGAACAGUUUUUCCGGUCCGUCCCCGACCGUUCUGCAAAACACCAGUGAAUGGCAGCAGGGGAUCAUCACAAGGUAGCAGGAGAGGAAACAGAGGUGCUAAAGGAGAAAAUGGAGAGGUUGGACUGCCUGGAACACCUGGAGAACCAGAUGGUGUUCUUCCAGAAGGCUUUGUGGGAGAAAAAGGGGACGUGGGCUAUGAAGGAAUGAAAGGAGAGAAGGGUGACGCUGGGUUGCCUGGCCCACCAGGUCUUCCUGGGAGAUCAGGCCUUGUGGGGCCAAAAGGUGAAUCCAUUGUUGGCGCCCCUGGUCAUCCUGGAGCUACUGGUGAACCAGGAGUUCCUGGCAUUGGACGACCAGGCACUCGGGGGCCCCCUGGCCCUACUGGACCCCCUGGACCACCCCCUGUCUAUGCCUCAGCUGUGAAUAUUCCUGGCCCACCUGGGCCUCCUGGUCCUCCUGGGAUUACUGGCUAUGAAAAUCUGGUGACCACAUACAGGAACACCAUCACUCUGAUGAGGGAGAGCCACCGUGCUGCAGAGGGAUCCAUGGCCUACGUCUCAGACAAGGGAGAUCUCUACGUUAGAGCCAGAGAUGGCUGGCGCAAGGUUCAGCUUGGUGAGCUGAUCCCUGUCCCAGCAGAGACCCCAUCCUCCGCAUUGUCUCAGGCCCUGAGCAGACCACACAGGCAGGAACUAGUUGGAACUAGCUACAUGCCCAACUAUAAUGUCCUACCUCAUACAGUUCACUCAGUACCGGGGCUGCACUUGGUGGCCCUAAACGCUCCGUUCUCUGGGGACAUGCGUGGCAUCCGGGGGGCAGAUUUCCAGUGCUACCAGCAGGCCCGCACCAUGGGCCUCACCGCUACCUACAGAGCCUUCAUGUCCUCACACCUCCAGGACCUGGCAACCAUCGUCAAGAAGGGAGAUCGCUACAGCAUGCCUGUCAUCAACCUCAAGGGAGAGGUGCUCUAUGGCAGCUGGAUGAACAUCUUCUCUGGGAAUGGUGUGUUGGACCCAUCAAUCCCCAUCUACUCCUUUGACGGACGGAACGUCAUGACGGACCCCACUUGGCCUCAGAAGCUGGUGUGGCAUGGCUCCAGCACGGUGGGAAUCCGUAUGACCACUAACUACUGCGAGGCGUGGCGGGCAGGUGACAUGGCAGUGACGGGCCAGGCCUCUCUCCUCCAAACAGGCAGACUGCUGGGCCAACACACCCGCAGCUGCUCCAACCGCUUCGUAGUGCUGUGUAUCGAGAACAGCUACACUGACCACAGAAAGGUCUAAUUAACCUCAACACACACGUCUAGUAUACACACUCUCUCUCAUACACACACACAAAACUAGAUCUCAUUCAUGUUUUCACGAAAAGCAUGUAAAACUAAGCUAUUGACACAUGUUCAAGCAAAUCCAGUACACACAAACAAACACACGCACACCUCUCAUUGACAGCAAACAUCCAUGUGGACCACACAAUAAACUAACUCCCUCCCUCCACACACACACACACACACACACACACACACACACACACACACACACACACACACACACACACACGUCUCCUAUUAACAAAGAGCAGUUAUGUGCUGGACCACAAGAGACACUUUUACACUAUUUCAUACUGACCACAGAUGAAACUCCCCACUUCAUUAACCUCUCAUUAUUAACCUUCCAUCAACACAGCAUCACUGCUUUGCACUUGUCCCUAAUCUAAGUUUUCCUGUCCCUUUAAGAAAAAUGUAAAUAUAAUGUAAAUUGCUUCCUGUCAAAAGCACUGCAUAACUCCAAUUCACUUUGUGUUUAAAUUGACUGAAUAAGGAAUACCAAAGAUCUGGUAAUCAGCAACCAACCGACUAACACACUGUUUCUGCUGAAGUAAUCAUUAACACAUUUCUUUUGUUGGUUUGCUCAAUUUAGUCUUAUUCUUAAGUGCCCAGUAGAGUAGUUUGCAUAGAGGCAACAACAGUUCUAACCUUUUGUGGAUUACUGUAUCAGUCCCCAAAACAAUGUGAUGAUAUGAUGAAAUUAGGAAGACUGGUCUUUUCUGUUUUUCUGUGAUAAAAAUGUAUAAUAAAAUACUUGUUUUCAGACAAGGGACCUUUUUUUCCUCUUUAGGCCUUGAAGUCAUUUCGAUGCACUGUGAGUUGAUUUGAAAAGUUUGGGAUGUUCCCAUAGCCAUGAAGGCUUUUUGUCUGUGAAAAUUGUUAAGGGUUUUUCUGUUGCGAGUGAUAACUUUGUCUUAAUAUUUCAUGUUUCAUUCUAUGUUUCACAUUUUUUAUUUAUACUGUAACAGCACAUCAUCUUAAAUCUAGCAAAACAUAGCUUCACUUUCAAAUUAAAUGAAAUUGAAACACUACACGUGCUAUCUAACCUGAAAGUUAUUUUUAUACGGUAUUCUACUAAUUGACUAACUCUAGAUGUACUUUCAACAAAUUUAUAAUCAAGAGCUAGAUAUUUUAGUGGCUUGGGAAAUUAUAGGAACAGUAACAACUCUAGAGCGCAAAGUAUUUUUAUAUGUUGAUUCAUUUCACAGACGUGAUAGGUUAUAUUUUUACAGUCAGGAAGAUUGUCUUUUUUAAAUUGGAAAGAAAAUGUUUGACUGUCAUUCAGAGAAAUACAAUGUUUGUACUCAUUGACUGUUGCUCAGUGAAUAAAUGUUUGUUUUUUUAA
Messenger RNA from Oncorhynchus mykiss (rainbow trout), 5815 nucleotides. NCBI's taxonomy places the organism in Eukaryota, Metazoa, Chordata, Actinopteri, Salmoniformes, Salmonidae. The record is from RefSeq and is a predicted model, not a curated record.